AUGGAGAGAGUGCUAGCCACCAGACUUCAGUGGUUCCUAGAAACCAAUCACAAACUUGAUUCGGCUCAGACAGGCUACCGACAGCACAGAAGCACUGAUGACCAGGUAGCAUACCUCACACAGGACAUAGAAAAUGGCUUCCAGGAAAAGAAGAAAACCCUCACAGUCUUUUUUGAUAUGUCCAAGGCCUUUGACAAAGUAUGGAAGGAUGGCUUGAUGCUAAAGCUCUUACAUAGUGGAAUAAGAGGCAGAAUGUACUACUGGAUACAAGACUUCCUAUCACACAGGCGGGCAUCUGUGAAACUAGAUGAAGCACAUAGUCCCAGAUUCAAGCUGAGAGCAGGAGUACCACAGGGUAGUGUACUGUCUCCAGUCCUGUUCCUGAUUUACAUCAACGACCUACCUCAAACUUUACCCAGACAUGUAUCACAUUCUCUUCAUGCAGAUGACCUAGCUGUGUGGUACACCUCUGAGUUCAUUGGACCUGCUAUAUCAAAACUCCAGGAAAGUGUGAAUAGUGUCAUAAACUGGGCCAACAAAUGGGGCCUCGAAGUAAACAGGAACAAAACUGUAGCAACACUCUUCUCAUUGUCUACAAAGGAGGAAAAGUUUACAUUAAAAUUCAACAAUGAUGCUGUUCCACGCUCCAAUACUCCAACCUUCCUGGGAGUCAAGCUUGACAGUCGUCUGACAUGGAAACAUCACAUACUAGAAACUAACAAAAAAGCCAUGAGAAAACAAGGUGUGAUGAAGAAAUUGGCAGGCACCACUUGGGGAGCAGACAGUUGUAUCUUGAAGCAGGUAUACACCGGCACAGUCAGACCAACUCUCGAAUACGCAUCAUCGUCAUGGAUAACAGCAGCCCAUUCCAAUAAACAGAUACUAGACAAAACGCAAAAUAGAAGUCUGCGUACAAUUCUGGGAGCCAUAAAAUCUACACCUAUUGUAGAAAUGGAAAAGGCAGCCAACAUCAUCCCCUUAGAAGAAAGAAGAAGGACAAAAGCAAUUCUACAUGCUGAAAAAAAAUGA
This is a messenger RNA of Candidula unifasciata, 1029 nucleotides long. The record is from the annotation of a GenBank genome assembly. Lineage: Eukaryota; Metazoa; Mollusca; Gastropoda; Stylommatophora; Geomitridae.